CCCCGUUGGUCCAAACCCAAAAGGCAAGAAACAAUUCUCACUGUCACCAAUUAUAGCGGCACAGUCAAGAGGAAACGUUCUAACCUGCACCAACGUUACGUUAUUUUAAUCGACAUCGGACGACACGUCAACGACCAUGAGAGUAUUGAUAGGAGGAGGGUCUGGCUUUGUGGGCCGUGAGCUGACUCGCCUGCUCAGACACAAAGGCCAUGAAGUCACUGUGAUCUCCCGCCAGCCUGGUCCAGGGAAGAUAACAUGGGCCGAGUUGGAGUCUCAUGGCCUCCCGCCGUGUGAGGGAGCCGUCAACUUGGCAGGAGAGAAUCUGAUGAACCCACUGAGAUGGUGGAAUGAAAGCUAUAAAAAGGAUUUGUUCUCCAGUCGCAUCGAUACCACAAAAUCAAUGGCUCAAGCCAUUGCCGCUUCCCCCAGCCCUCCUCACUCCUGGGUCCUGGUAUCGGGUGUAGCUUGCUACAAGCCCAGUCUGACAGCGGAGUAUACAGAAGACACUGAGUGGACUCCAUUCGACAUUCUCUCCCAGCUGGUGAAAGAGUGGGAGGCCUCGGCACUUCUUCCCGAGGAUGUGACAAAAAACACCAAACAAGUCGUCAUCAGGUCAGGGGCGGUGUUGGGCCGCGACGGUGGUGCCAUGAAGCAGAUGCUGCUCCCCUUCUGGCUCGGCCUCGGCGGCACCCUGGGCUCGGGGGGGCAGCCGUUUCCCUGGAUCCACGUCUCCGACCUGGCGGGCAUCAUCGCCGAGAGCCUGGAGCCGCCCGCCGCCCCCACCUCGCCCUCGCCGCAGGUGCUCAACGGGGUCGCCCCGGCGCUCAGCACCAACCUCGAGUUCACCAAAGAACUGGGCCGGGUCCUGAGGAGGCCCACUGUCUUCCCCGUGCCCGGGUUAGUGAUGAACGCCCUGAUGGGCUCCGAGAGGGCCGUGGUGCUCCUGCAGGGCCAAAAGGUCGUCCCGAAGAGGACUCAAGAGGCCGGGUACGUGUACAGGUACCCGGACCUGACCUCGGCCCUGAAGGAGAUCGUUGGGAGUUGACAGGUGUGGACAGAAUGUGUGCUUCCCCUGGAGACAUUCUGUGGUUGGGUGUGUUCAUAUUUCACGGGCUUUAAGAGACUUUUAACAAAACGUGACGACUCGCGUCCAUCGCUGCGGUCUGAGGAGUGUUUGUCAAAUCCCAUAAGAACAGAGUAGGAAUCAGGAGAGUUCCUCCAUGCCAAGCAAUACGCAGAGAAGCCUCGACUCAAGACAGAGGCGGGGAGGAGUCAUCCCCGCGUAACCUUUAGAGCAAACUACGAUCGGCGCGUUUGACAAAAGACGUCACAAAUUUGAUUGUUUCCCGUUUAGCCGCUUUUCGCACUUUUCUUUCGUAUGAACUCAAACGAGAGCAGACGUGCAAAACAAGUGGUGCUUUUUUUCCCGCUAAAAGGGAUGAUAAUCAUGAACUUUAGGCAACAAGCAGGAGGAAAUGUCUUCUCCUCCGUCUUCUUCAUCCGUGUUGCAAAUGGACUUUGAUUUGUUGAAGGUGGUGCAAAAUAAAGCUGGUUAAAAAA
This is a messenger RNA of Pungitius pungitius (ninespine stickleback), 1560 nucleotides long. It is a transcript of the gene sdr39u1, whose product is annotated as short chain dehydrogenase/reductase family 39U, member 1. The record is from RefSeq and is a predicted model, not a curated record. The coding region runs from base 137 to 1045 and encodes 302 amino acids. The transcript is spliced from 6 exons. Lineage: Eukaryota; Metazoa; Chordata; Actinopteri; Perciformes; Gasterosteidae.